CAGACUAAUGGAGGAAAAAGAGGACACUUUUGCCGAGGAAACUGAUCCCAGCGACAAAAAACCAAAGAUUCCAGUCUUUAGAAAUAGAGUGUCAAGUGCGUCCGAAAUGAAUGGGUCUACAAAUCGAUUCUUUUCAAAUACAUCAUUUCCCUUUUCGAACUCGUCCUCGCCGACUGAGAUGGAUCCUCAGUCCAGUGAUAUGGAGAUACAGAUUUACUCCAACUCCAGCUCGUCUGGAUAUUCUGACAGCUUUACGUCGGAGAGCAUGCAGAUGAAGCUCAGAGAGGACAUGGUCGACGGCAAAGAUAACUGUAUACUGCUCACAAAUGGACCAAUCAGCAUGUCUCUGAUGGAGGCCAAACUGUGGUACAAAUUUUUAGAAGUUGGGACUGAAAUGAUUAUCAAUAGAACAGGAAGGAGAAUGUUCCCGUACGUGGAAUUUUCACUGAGAGGUUUGGAUCCUGUUGGAUUAUACGACGUUAUCUUUGACAUCAUUCCAGCAAGCAAUAAAUGUUUCAAGUUUUUAAACAACAAAUGGGUGCCCAUUGGGAAAAAAGAACAUGAAUUCAAGACACAGCCUUUUAAACAUCCCGAUUCGCCAAGAAUCGGUUCGGAGUGGAUGGCCAGAAAAAUAUCCUUUGAAAAAGUAAAGCUCUCAAACAGGCCUGGAUCAAAAUCGGGAAUAUUUACUCUCCACACCCAACAGAAGUACUUGGUGCGAAUUUCCCUCGUAAAGCAUGAGAAGGGGGGCGAAGUGUCGGUAGUGGAGUAUCCCAUCCAAGCUACUACAUUCGUUGCCGUCACUGCCUACAACAACAGAGAGGUUGCGGACUUAAAAAUAAACAGUAACCCAUAUUCCAAGGCUUUUAGAUAUCCUGUGAAAAGAAUGAAGAUCCAAUCAUUCAUACCUAAUCAAGCAAGAACUCAUGUCACCAAAAAUGGUGCAAAAAAGAAAUCCGUGAUCGCCAAUAUUCAAAAAUAUCAAAAGGUUCCUCAACAGAAUCUUCCAAUUGACGUUUCCCCAAUAAAUAAAAAAGCAAAAACAAGCUAUGUCUCAUCGGAAACGAAUAACAAAAAGGGCAUUCAAACAGAUAUAUCAAUGGCAGAUAUGCAGUUGUGGUAUAAAUUUUUAGCAAGCCCUCUAGCCAUGAGCUUCCUUGAAAUGAACGUUCCUUUACCCAUCUUUCCACACGUGAACGGCAACAUCUGUGAACAAGAUUCAUACAAUGGAUAUAAUGGCGCCUUUUUACGUCGGAGAUUUCUUGUUCCCCCAUCAACAACCUCAUCAUCAUCCGACAACCAGAACGACGAAGAGAUGCAAAACAAAAUCAUUAAAAGGGACAUUGCCAGGGAGGAACGAAAAAUGCAACAUGAUGCCAGAUUAGAAACAUCGGAUAUAAAAGAGUCUGACGACGUUCCGAAACACAUCGGCCGCGAACGCACGACAGAGGAGCGCUUGGAACAGUACAAAUCAAGGAUGGAAAAACACUGCAACAAGCAUAGUGGUCAUAGUGGUGCCUUUUUACCAAGAAGGUUCCUCAUACCCGCAGAGAGUAUAUCAUCAUCAUCAGAUAAUCAAAAGGAGGAGGAGAUGCAGAACAAAAAUAACAGCCGGGAACGCACAACACGAGAGGAACGACUGGAGGAAUACAACGCUAGGAUUGAGAUGUGGAAAAGGGACAAAGAUUAGCAAACAGCUGAAACCACCUAUGUUGUAAUCAGCUGACUUUUCUGAUGAAGGAAGAGAGAUCUCAACAAAUGCCAUUAUUUAAAAUUCAACGUGAUUUUUGUUGUUGUUGUUGUAAAUGAAAUUGAUAUUUUUUGGUUAUUCUACAAGGGAUUUUUCUUUUCAUUUUAGUGAAACAUUUUUAUACAUAUUCAAGAUGUUUUUAUAUACCCAUUGAUAUGAACAAAUAGAAUAAUGUCUGUUUUAAUCAGAUUUGAUAAAAGAAAAGGGAAGUUUAAAACAGAAAGACUGACAACAUGAACCUUAUUACAUAAACGAGUAUAAGGAUGUGGCAUUGAAGAUUGACAUUUUUUUCUACAUGUGGUCGCAGGAAAUGGACACUGAUAAAAUUCAAAGUAUCUUUAUGUUAUGUGAUUUUUUAAAGAACAGAACAGAGACAUGAUUUGAUUUUGAUUAUAAGAAGACACAAAUUUGUAGCUUUAAAUUUACAAAAUCUACAGCAUUUAAGGCAAGCUUAAUGUAUAUAUUUUACAGCAUCAUGAAAAGAAAAGUAGUUAUAUAUGCUACAUUGUAUCAUAUUUAGCAAUAUCAAGUUAUACGUGAGAUAAGCCGUGCUCAUCUAUCUUCCUUGCACAUAUGCAUGUUUUGACUUGGGACAAUUUACUUUUACUACAAUAUUAUGUCACGUGUCCUUUAUUGUUGCGAUAUCAUUUGUAUGGCAUUAUUUUUUUGUUUUUUGUUUUGCUAACAAUUACUUGUGACUUUCCAAAAGUAUUAAUUACAUAAUUAAUUCUUUUUAAAAUAGUGUAAAUAAAAUUUCUGAAUUGAAAGGUUAUUGCACAUUGAUGCUAUGGUUCUGAGUAAGCCAGUGGUUUUUUGUUUGUUCAAUCAAUUCAUCAAAUGUUCAAAAAGCUCUUUGUGAAAUUUCAGUGAAGCCUAUUACUUUACUUUUUGAUGCAAUCGAUUUUGGCUGUUUAUGUCUUUGAUAAGAUAGUAUUAACAUUGUUUGUCAGUGACAACCCAGUGAAAGUGCUACUAUUUAAUUACUUUGUUGACUAUGAUAUCAGUGCCUUGGUGAAAUCGCUGCCAUCUAUACUUUCAUUUCAUUAUUUAUUUUCAUCAAGAGUCACAGUGUCUAUUAUACAGAUGUACGUAGUUUUAUUCAGAAAUACUUAUUGUUUUAAUCUGUUUUCUUUUUUUCCGGUCCCUGUCUUAUAGGGGUGGAUGGUCCUAGCUAUUUUUAGGCUUUAUGUACCUCCUUCAUACGAAAAGCUCUUAAUAAAGAUACAGUAAAAUAUUUUGAUUUUUCUUCCCAAAAUAUAGUCUGAAAUAAAAAAAAAUAUCAUAUGUUCAAGUUUUAGGCUGAUCUGAUGAUUAAUUUGUUGAACACCCAACCUCCUUUAAAAGUCUUUUGUUUGCAAAUACGUAAUGUAAAAGUGAUUAUUUAUGAUUAACAAGACAAAAUUUUUGAUUUUUUUAACAUACGCCGCGGGAGCAUUUUACGCGGUUUUAACUUUUCCGCUCGUGUACUUGUACAAAUUUCCUCCACUCGUAAAUAACAAUUUUUUGUUUAAAACUUUCUUAAGGCGUUUAAUAUAGUACAUGAAUUGCCUUUAACUUAUUUUUUGAACAAUUAGAUAUCGAUGUUGUGUGUUACACUGAUAUGAGCCCUUCUUUUGCCUAAGUGUGUGUUGAUGAAAUGUUACAAAGUCACAUUAGAAAAGCGAUUAUAUAACAUUGUAAAAAAUUUAAUGGUUUUAAAAUUUGAUAUCUUUUGUACAGACACGUAUGUCAAAUUUCCCGAAUGUUUUUAUUCUUUGCAUUUUGUGUCCUCAUUGAUUGAAUUCAUAUCAGUUUGUCCCAUCUGAUUUACACAGUUUUCUAUUGUAUCUUUCUAUUGUUAGGAAAGCUUUGCCAAAACUACUCGAUGUGAUAUAGAUAUAACUCGUUGUCAUUGUCAUUGAUGUGAAACAAGAAUCAAAAACAUGUGACACAAGCACAAAAUGUGGCUUAAAUGAGAGAUUGAUUCGAGACAUGUGGGUGUUCUUUAAGAUGUUUUAGUCAUGUAUAUGAAGCUUUCAGACCCGUUUUAAAACUUAUUUUGUCUAAAAUGGGUUCCAUUGGAGUCUUCAUUUUGCUUACUUUGUUUAUCGAAACUGAAAGCGUUCCUCUGGGAUUUGAAGCACCAGUGGGAGGGAACCGAGUCGAGGAAUUGUACUUAUAAAGGCAUUGAGUAUCCACCAGGAUCUUUCAAAACGCAUGACUGUAAAGAAUGCGUUUGUGCAGGUGAUGGGGAAAUGGAAUGUACUGAGACUAAGUGUUUUGACUACCCAUGCGUCGACAAAGUCCACCGACCAGGGGACUGCUGUCCAAUGUGCCCCAACGGUCAGAACUGCAAAGCCCCCGAUGGAACUGUUGUCCUAUACGAAGAGGACUAUGCGAUGUCGGAGAACGUUGUGUGUGUAUGCGACAAAGACCAAUAGGCAGAGCUGGAAGCGUCGUGUAAAUCCAGAAAAUGACAGUAAAAUGAUACAUCAUGAUAAUGUAGAGAUGUUAUUGGACUUCAUGUAAUAAAGUUCUUUGUCACGGA
Magallana angulata is the source of this 4277-nucleotide messenger RNA. RefSeq names its product T-box protein 2-like. Bases 8 to 1690 code for a protein of 560 amino acids. Gene Ontology annotation, molecular function: DNA-binding transcription factor activity, RNA polymerase II-specific; RNA polymerase II cis-regulatory region sequence-specific DNA binding. NCBI's taxonomy places the organism in Eukaryota, Metazoa, Mollusca, Bivalvia, Ostreida, Ostreidae. Gene Ontology annotation, cellular component: nucleus. The record is from RefSeq and is a predicted model, not a curated record. The transcript has 14 exons. Gene Ontology annotation, biological process: cell fate specification; regulation of transcription by RNA polymerase II; positive regulation of DNA-templated transcription.